This is a messenger RNA of Andrographis paniculata, 2532 nucleotides long. RefSeq names its product pentatricopeptide repeat-containing protein At3g22690. The coding region runs from base 125 to 2206 and encodes 693 amino acids. Gene Ontology annotation, biological process: RNA modification. The transcript has a single exon. NCBI's taxonomy places the organism in Eukaryota, Viridiplantae, Streptophyta, Magnoliopsida, Lamiales, Acanthaceae. Gene Ontology annotation, molecular function: RNA binding; protein binding. The record is from RefSeq and is a predicted model, not a curated record.
ACGCGACUCUGCUUAUAACGAAAUUGAGAGGCCAAAAAUCGCACCUUUAAAUUCUGACGAUUUUACUUGGUAUAACUUAUAAAUAAAUCUCUCGCAGGACAUUCGCCGAGCAGUUGGAACGCAAAUGGCUAUGGCGUCUGCCGGUACUGUCUUCUUCCCUCCUCUACUGACUGAUCCUUCCUCUCCUGUUGCAGAUCCUCAAAAUCUUCAAUUCCAGCAUAUUACCAACGGCAAGUUCGAGCCUCUGAAGUGGUGCACAAGUCUCCCCGAAAUCAGACAAGUGCAGGGCCAGUGCACAAAACAUGGCCUCAUGGAAGACCCUAGAAUUCUGGCUAAAUUCGUUGUGAAGUAUUCGGGAAUGUGCUCUCAUGAAAGCAUGGAAUCCGCACGCAAAGCGUUCGAAAUAUAUAAGCACAGGAGAGACGAUUUCUGCAGUACAGCUUAUCUGUAUAAUUCCUUAAUUAGAGGAAGCUCUUCGGCCGGGGCGUUUGCAGAGGCGAUUUUGGUUUACAUAGAUAUGUUAAUGGAGGGUGUUGCGCCUGACAAUUAUACUUUCCCCUUUGUGCUGAGUGCUUGCGCCAAAGGCCUGAUGCAUUUCGAAGGCGAACAGAUUCACGGUACGCUUUUGAAAUUAGGUUUUCGUAAUGAUGUUUUCGUGAUGAAUUCAUUGGUGUAUUUUUACGGGGAGUUUGGGGAAAUUGAUUUGGCACGGAAGGUGUUCGACGAAAUGCCUCUGAGAAAUGUUGUGUCGUGGACGAGUUUAAUUUGUGGGUAUGCGAGAAGGGAUCGACAUAAGGAGGCUGUUUCUUUGUUUUCUGAAAUGGUGGACGAGGGAAUCGAACCGAAUGAAGUUACAUUAGUGAGUGUGAUUUCAUCUUGUGCGAAAUUGGGGGAUUUGGAUUUAGGACAGAGAGUUUUGGAUCGUGUUGGACAUGGAGAAUCAUCGAGCAUCAAUGGCUUUGUAGUGAAUGCACUUGUCGAUAUGUAUAUGAAAUGCGGCGCCGAGGCGAUAGCGAGGCGAAUUUUCGAUCGUUGUUUGGUUAAGAAUUUGGUUCAUUACAAUACGAUCUUGUCGAAUUAUGUUAAGUUGGGGAAGGUGAAGGAAGCCGGCGAUGUACUCCGGGAAAUGCUUGGACUGGGGUUGAAGCCGGAUAGAGUUACGGUGCUGUCGAUUGUCGCAUUGUCGGCCGAGACGGGCGAUGUUUGUUUCGGGAUGCAGUCUCAUGGUUAUGUUGUGAGGAACGGGCUCGAGAGUUGGGAAAGUAUCGGGAAUUCUUUAAUCGAUAUGUACUCGAAGUGUGGGCAUCAAUUGUGGGCUUGUCGAGUCUUCGAUCGAAUGGCAAACAAGUCUGUCGUGUCGUGGAAUUCUCUGCUUACAGGUUUUUCCGGGAACGGCGACGUGGAGUCGGCGCGGCGACUGUUUUAUCGAAUGCCGGAGAGGGACAUUGUUACAUGGAAUGCGAUGAUCGGCGCUUUUGUUCAUCACGGUUUCUUUAGUGAUGCGGUCGAGCUAUUCCGUUCGAUGCAGAGCGAGGGGAUCGUCGCGGACGAAGCGACAAUGGUGAGCAUCGCCGCGGCGUGUGGGUAUUUAGGCGCGUUGAAUUUGGCAACGUGGAUACAUAACUACAUCAAGAAGUACGGUAUUCGUCGCAAUGUCCGUCUUGACACGGCUCUUGUCGAUAUGUUUGCUCGAUGCGGGGCUCCUAAAAGCGCGAUGGAGGUAUUUCGUAGUAUGACAGAGAGGGACGUCUCGGCAUGGACGGCUGCUAUUCGAGCUACGGCCGUCGACGGGAACGGCGAGCAUGCGGCGGAUUUGUUCGAUGAAAUGGUGAGGGAAGGAACCCGGCCGGACGAGGUUGCGUUCUCGGCUGCGUUGACGGCGUGUAGCGAUGCCGGUUUAGUCGAGCGAGGGAUGAAUAUAUUCGACGCGAUGCAAGAACACGGGAUUACUCCGCAUAUUGUCCAUUACGGGUGCGCGCUCGAUCUUUUGGGCCGGGCCGGGUUGCUCGAGGAAGCUCUUGAUUUUAUUAGCGCGAUGCCGAUGGAGCCGAACGGCGCUAUUUGGGCAGCGUUUUUUUCGGCGUGUAGAGCUCACAAAAACGAGGAAAUCGCGGCCCGUGCUGCUGCCAUGGCUAUAGAUACAUCGGCUAACAUCGGGACGGGAAUCCUUAUCAAACAUAUGCGCGCCCCUUCCGCGCGCAAAUGAGACAACGUUGGAUGCGACGUCGUUCACAGUAUAUAUGUAAUUAAUGAUGCGUUUUUCUAUAAGUUUGAAUUUUUAGGUAAGAUGAUUAUUUAACAGUGGACAAGAUCGCUUCAAGGGACUAGACGAGUUUCAUCCACAUCGGCGUUCAUUUAUCAAACAUUCACACAUGUGUAUCUAGGGAUCGAAUUUAGGAUCUAGCUCUAAAUAGAAAUAUCUCACCAUUUGAUCUACAAAGAUUUCACAGGAGAUUACAAUGUCCUUAGAUUGAUGUUCUUUCGUUAGAAAUUUCCCGAUCGUCGGCCGGAAUAACAAUUAGGUUCGUUUUU